Molecule: messenger RNA, 857 nt
Organism: Bolinopsis microptera
Lineage: Eukaryota; Metazoa; Ctenophora; Tentaculata; Lobata; Bolinopsidae
Product: tryptophan-rich protein TspO-like
Exons: 4
Coding region: 3-614 (203 amino acids)
Cellular component (GO): membrane
Source: RefSeq, a predicted model, not a curated record
UCAUGGUUAUAAUGGAUAAGGACCCAGUGGAACUGGGCUACAAGAACGUAGGAAAGAAGACGGCUAUGGAUAAAAGGGACUUUGUGGUGUUUGCGGGGUUUCUGAUACUGAUGGAGGGAGUUGGGGCACUUAUGGGGAUGAUGACGGCACCUGGCGGAGCCAUGAGACCGGAUGAUGAUUGGUUCGACAAUCUAGUGAAACCAUCCUGGAACCCCCCUAACUGGGUAUUUGGCCCAGUCUGGACUCUCCUUUAUUUUAUGAUUGCUCUUUCUGCCUUCAAAGUGUACCGGAAAAUCGGUUUCAGUCAGGCCCUUCCUUGGAUGGUGUUCUUCAUCCAGAUAACACUCAACUUUGCCUGGCCUCUAAUCUUCUUUGUGGGACAUCAGCUUCUAGGGGGGUUGAUCGAUAUUCUUCUGAUGCUUGUCUUCAUAAUCCUCAACAUCUCAGUCUUCAUCCCGGUAGAAAAGUCAGCAGGACUCCUCCUCCUACCCUACCUAGCAUGGGUCACCUUCGCCACCUAUCUUAACUACACUCUGUGGAGACUCAACCCUGAUGCAUCUACCUCGCAUUUGUGUUACAUCUUCUCCGAUAAUGUCUUCCUGUGUAACAACUGAUAAGCUUCGUAACUUAAAUAACGUAAUGGUUAAAUAAUCUAGUGGCUGAGGCGUGAGAACUACCCAAGACAAUUACUCGAAUUGAUUACGGUUGCGGAGGUAGCACCAUUUGGGCGAAAUUACCAACUUAAUUACUACAUAUUUCUUGUCUUUUGAUGUAUUAUUAUAACAGCAUUUUUAAAAGCAUUGAGCAAAGCAAAAUCAAAAUAAUCUAUAUUGCGUUAUCAAGAUUAAUGAUUACAA